Micropterus dolomieu (smallmouth bass) is the source of this 6321-nucleotide messenger RNA. RefSeq names its product E3 ubiquitin-protein ligase SMURF2. NCBI's taxonomy places the organism in Eukaryota, Metazoa, Chordata, Actinopteri, Centrarchiformes, Centrarchidae. Gene Ontology annotation, molecular function: protein binding; ubiquitin protein ligase activity. The coding region runs from base 355 to 2685 and encodes 776 amino acids. The transcript is spliced from 20 exons. The record is from RefSeq and is a predicted model, not a curated record. Gene Ontology annotation, biological process: ubiquitin-dependent protein catabolic process; negative regulation of BMP signaling pathway.
GGCCAACUCCAGUGAAAGCAGCACGGGCAGCAGAGCAGACGCCUGUCCGGAUGGAGGGCAAACUGUUCACAUUAUUGGUUUCAAUACUCGAGGCGUGAAACGCAUUUGGGGAUGUUGCUAUUUGCAGUCAUUUUUUUACGGAAUCAGGUCUGAAGUGAGUUAUUCCAGCAAUGUGAUUAUGAUGCCAUGAUGUUGCAUACACAGUCAGCGUGAUUUGCUAUGGUGACACCACAAGCUAACCCCAAGCUAGCAGAGGAAUUGUUUUGGGUGAUACCUUUUUGAAAAACUCACACGCCGUCACAUGAAUAAAGACAUUUUUUUGUGAAUUUUCAUCAAGCUGGAACACAAAGGGGAAUGUCUAGCCAAGGAGUUAGGAGAAAUGGCCCAGUAAAGCUGCGGUUGACAGUCCUGUGUGCAAAGAACCUGGCAAAGAAAGACUUCUUCCGGUUGCCAGAUCCUUUUGCCAAAGUGGUGGUGGACGGCUCAGGACAAUGCCACUCUACAGAUACUGUGAGAAAUACGCUGGACCCAAAGUGGAAUCAACAUUAUGAUCUAUACAUUGGAAAGGCAGACUCAAUCACCAUCAGUGUAUGGAACCACAAGAAGAUCCACAAAAAGCAGGGUGCAGGAUUCCUGGGCUGCGUCCGCCUCCUGUCCAACGCCAUCAACAGACUCAAAGAUACUGGCUAUCAGAGACUGGACCUGAAUAAGCUGGGCCCCAAUGACAAUGACACCGUAAGAGGACAAAUAGUCGUAAGUCUUCAGUCCAGAGAUCGCAUUGGGACAGGAGGGCCGGUGGUGGACUGCAGUCGUCUGUUUGACAAUGACUUACCCGAUGGCUGGGAAGAAAGGAGGACAGCUUCUGGAAGGAUACAGUACCUGAACCACAUCACACGUACCACGCAAUGGGAGAGACCUACCAGGCCAGCGUCAGAGUACUCUAGCCCAUCAGGGCGUCCGCUGAGCUGUGUGGUGGACGAGAACACUCCAGUGAUGACACCUGUUAAUGGGGCCGAGGCCAGCGUCCCACCGGGUGAACAGCGGAUCCAGGAGAGACGGGUUCGAUCACAGCGGCAUCGUAACUACAUGAGUCGAACGCACCUGCAUACACCGCCUGACCUGCCUGAGGGUUAUGAGCAAAGAACCACUCAGCAGGGGCAGGUCUACUUCCUCCACACACAGACUGGAGUCAGCACCUGGCAUGACCCCCGGGUGCCCAGGGACCUAAGCAAUGUGAACUGUGAGGAGCUGGGCCCACUUCCACCAGGCUGGGAAAUCAGAAACACAGCCACUGGCCGUGUCUAUUUUGUCGACCACAACAAUCGAACAACACAGUUCACAGACCCACGGCUAUCUGCUAAUCUGCAUCUAGUACUCAACAGCCCAAGUCCAAAUGGUUCCCGUGUGGCCAUGGACAGCCAAAACACUAACCUCAGUCAUCCGCCCCAGGCGAAGGACCAGGGUGGUCCUGGGGUCCCUCAGCAAGUUCUGUCCCCAGCCCAGUUGCCUGAAGAGGCAGAGUGCCUGACGGUGCCCAAAUACAAGAGGGACCUGGUGCAGAAGCUGAAGAUCCUGCGGCAGGAACUUUCUCAGCAACAACCCCAGGCUGGCCACUGCCGCAUCGAGGUCUGCCGUGAGGAGAUAUUUGAGGAGUCGUACCGGCAGGUGAUGAAGAUGCGUCCAAAGGAUCUCUGGAAAAGACUGAUGAUCAAAUUCAGAGGAGAAGAGGGACUGGACUAUGGCGGGGUAGCAAGGGAAUGGCUAUACCUGCUGUCCCACGAGAUGCUGAACCCCUACUACGGCCUGUUCCAGUACUCCAGAGAUGACAUCUACACUCUACAGAUCAACCCCGACUCUGCUGUCAACCCGGAGCACCUGUCGUACUUCCACUUUGUGGGUCGUAUCAUGGGCAUGGCGGUCUUCCACGGCCACUACAUCGACGGCGGCUUCACUCUGCCCUUCUACAAACAGCUGCUGGGCAAACCGAUCACGCUGGAUGAUAUGGAGUCUGUCGACCCCGACCUCCACAACAGCCUUGUCUGGAUCCUUGACAACGACAUCACCGGCGUCCUGGACCACACUUUCUGUGUGGAACACAAUGCCUACGGAGAAAUCAUCCAACAUGAGCUCAAACCCAACGGCAAGAGCAUGCCCGUUUCAGAGGACACCAAGAAGGAGUAUGUCAGGUUGUACGUGAAUUGGCGUUUCCUGCAUGGCAUUGAGGCUCAGUUUCUGGCCCUGCAGAAAGGUUUCAAUGAGGUUAUUCCUCAACACCUGCUCAAAUCCUUCGAUGAGAAAGAACUGGAGCUGAUUGUGUGUGGCCUGGGAAAGAUCGACAUCACUGACUGGAAGUCCAACACCCGUCUGAAGCAUUGCACCCCCGACAGCAACAUCGUCAAGUGGUUUUGGAAAGCCGUGGAGUCGUUUGACGAGGAGAGGAGGGCCCGGCUACUGCAGUUUGUCACUGGCUCAUCCAGAGUCCCACUGCAAGGCUUCAAGGCUUUACAGGGUGCUGCAGGGCCCAGACUCUUCACCAUUCAUCAGAUAGAUGCUAACACCAACAAUCUGCCCAAAGCCCAUACCUGCUUCAAUCGGAUUGACAUUCCGCCCUACGAGAGCUACGACAAGCUGUAUGACAAGCUGCUGACGGCCAUCGAGGAGACAUGUGGCUUCGCAGUGGAAUGAGAGACACGUUGAAGAGUGUGUUUGUGUGUGAACAUGUUUCACUGUGUGCAGGCUAUCAUUGUCACUGCAAUGUGCCAACAGGCUCACUCAGAGCCUGAUACGUGCAUCGUCGACAAGCCUGCAGUCUUCCUCUUCUCUCACCGCUCUCCACAUUCUUUCUUUAUCGAUAUCGGUUUGAACAGCUGCUAGAAAGUAAACCCCUGUCAUUCAUUUCUUAUUCAGUUAUUUUGUUUGGGGGUUUUUUUUUGUUUGUUUUGGUGUAGAUUGUGUGAAAUACAGAGAGCAAAUUAAGAGAUGUUAAGUUAAACGUCUUACAGAAGUGUUUCUUUUAAAAAUUCAGCGAGUCACUAUUGAAUUGAAUUGAUCCUUGUCAUGCUACUGAAUCAUUAACAGCAGGUAGCCAUAUCUUGCCCUUAGUAUUCAUCUUAAUACGCCUUCCAAUCUUCAUUGCUGCAGAGUCGGUGUGCUUCAUCUUGUAGGAGUGCCACAAAUUCAUCCUACCUCAGUGUAAUGCUUUGAUAUCUGAAGGGUUUUCUUUUAAAAUACCACAGAUGGAUGACAAAUUAAAGGAAAAACCAACAUGAAGUGUCUUAGUAUGGAGUCAGGCCACCACGAGCCUCCAGCACAGCUUCAGUGCGCCUUGCAAAGUCUGUGGAACUCUGUUCCUCCAUAAGAUAUUCCCUCAUUUAUAUAACAACCUUCAUUUAAUCAGGUAAUCUCAUUGAGAUCAAAAUCCCUUUUGCAAGAGAGACCAGGGUACAGUAGAACAGACAUAUAGCAUUAGAGGCAGUCACAGACAUCACUAAAUGGAUUUGAAGAUAAACAUUUAUAUUAUAUAUAUUUGGCUUUAGGGAGAUGUUGGUGAAGAGCAUUAUCUUACACGUUGGUCAAAAAUCUUCUAUAUGUGGCAAACUGGGUUGAGAUCUGGUGAAUGUAAAGGCUGCAGCCCUGGUGCACAGAAGCAUCUGCAUUUGAUAUGUUUCUCCACUCUUAUUCAGGUUUUUCCUUUUUAUUUGUCCCCCUUCUGUGUGUGUGUGUGUGUGUGUUUUUAUGUGUGAGAGAGAGAGAGAAAAAGUUGGUCAUUCAGAUUAGAACAUUUUUAGCGUAGAUUUUCACACCAGCAAUUGGCGUCAUCUGUCAAACCAUAUAAUUUAAAUUGUGAAUAUAUCAUUUUGAAAUGGAACUCGUACAGACUGACUUGGAUGGGUCUGAUGUUUUGUGGCGUUUUUUUAAUUCGAGCUCGUUGUGGAUUGUUUAAACAUUAAGGACGGACUCUGGUUAAGAAGAAGGUAUGAAUCUUGUUUUACUCUCCUGAAUCACUGCAGUGUGACCACAGCUCUUGUAAACAUGUGUGUCUGUAUGUUUCUGCAUGUGUAUACAACUGUGCGUUUGUAUGCUAGGAAGGUAGACCUUUUACUAGCACAAGGACAGUAUCCUGUAUUUGAAGCUGCAGAGCUGAUUGAACCUCACAUUUUGAGCCUCGUUCGCCUUCACUUUUCCCUCAUUUACACAUUUGUCUUCAGCAGUAACACGUAUGCAUGUUUUUUUGGGUUGUCCAACCCAGCAUGCUUCCUGCCACAUCAUAUGUGUACAGGGACAGCUGUCCACGGGACCAGGCUUGAUAAAAAGCUAUUCAACGCAGGCAGUCUAUUUUCAGUCACAUCAUCAGUUAAAAAAAGCAGAAGAGUUUCUUUCUCUCUGUCUUAUCACUUUAGAGCACUUUACAAACUGAGGCAGUGAGAGCAGGAGUUCGUUCUUCACAUUAGAUUAAAAUAUAUUAUGUUUCAUUUGCUAUACAACUACACUAGAAAUAUACAGAGUAAAAAGUAUCUAUACUCCUGUAAUUUCUGAGUAUAUAUGUACAAAUACAUAGCUAUUUUGUAUAUUGUUGCUUGUUCUUUCUGUUCAGUUUAAAUGCAAGCAUGUUGGUGUCUGUCACAGACCUCUUUGCAUUCUCAGGUGAAGUAGUCCUUUUUAUUUUAAAAUUGUUUUCUUUAUUUUUAUUUUACAUUUAUUGGGCUAGUAUGUGAGGAGGGGUAAAACUGGUUUUAAUGGAAACUAUAUUUCCGAAGCCCUGUCCCAUGAUAGUGUAAAAGUUGGCAGUUUAAAGUGAUAUUUUCUUGUGGUCAAUCGCUUUCGCUUAUUAACACACACAUACCUUCAUAGGAGGACCUAAAUAGCCACAUUUGCUGCUCUGGAGGGCUUCGUCACCACUGAAUACCAAACGGCUCAGACGACAAUAUUACUUCGUAUGCACAGAAGCAGUCUGUUUGCAACAUGAAUUUUUUUUUCUUUUUUUUUUUUUUGAAAGCGAGGGAAUAAUAGACUGAAUGCUGAUGGUGGCCUCAAAUCCUCAGAGCUGCAAAUGUUGGAGGUUGACUGCUGCUGAACUCCAGGGUGCUACACGGUGAAAAUGUUCAACCCAAAUUAAGUCACUAGAAACCAGAGAGGCAACAGUGAGGAGCUUCUCCCAUCACCACAGCCUCCAUCCAAAGAAAAAAGCUUUGCAUGAAUGGAUGCUCAACAGAGAGAGCCUAUUUAUUUGCAUAAAAAUUACUCUUAGAAAACGUUUUGACUUGUGGGGGGGGGGGUGUCAGUUAAAUGUUCUUUCUGUGUAUGCUGCCUGCAUUUAUUUGUAACCAGAAACAGUUUGUCAGCUAAUACUCAAACACUGAGUUUGUGGUCAUCAUGAGACAAAACAUAGCAAACUGAAAAUGUCGUCUUUGUACAGUUAGAGAAAUGUAUGUGAUUUUACUUUUUAAUAUCUCAGAGGGGGAAAAUAAAUGCAUUACAAGUUUUUUUGCACACGUUAUGCAUACUUGGACUCCAAGUUAUAAUCAGACACUUCCUUCUAUUUACCAAAUACUUAAUGGACUGAUUUUUUUUUCUUUUUUUUGUUGUAAUGUAGUUUAUAUAUAUAUAUUUUUUUUUUCCCCACACACAUGUUCUUGAUAUGCCCACAUGUAUGUUUGUCCAGUGCACACAGUCCACUUCUGCUCCUUCAUACUUUUUGUCGGCACCAAGUUUUCUGGCUGGCUCAGUCUUUAGUGCUUCGUGACGAGGGGAACUCUCACUUUCCCUCAGUUCGGCAGCCAAAUUGAUUACGCGUCCUUGACAAUGUUGCAGGCGAUUGUUAACUUUUUCAAGCUUUGAACGUCUGUAAUAUAGAGGUUUUUGUCUAUUCUGAUUGAUCUGAUUUAUGUAAUUGAAUAAAUUGAGAUCCAUUUCUGGUCAAAAUUAUGUGCUUUUAUGAUGGUUUCAUUGGUUACAAACCACAAUAAGCUGUGUAAUGUUCAGCAAACACACUCCCCACGUUUUUCGUACACAUUUAUAGGUUUAUGUGCAAAUUCUUGUGUGUGUGUGUGUAAAUGACUUUUGAUUGAAUUCAAUACAAAACAGAAAGAAAUCUUUUUUUUAACUGCACCAUCUUUUAUUUCUUUUGAUUUCCUAUGUGUUUUUGUAUUUAUUACAGUAUGUUUGUUCCUUGUUUUUCACAUCAGCUGCUCUGUGAGCUUGUAACUAACACCUGUACAUAAGGACAAUAAAGAAGCAAAGUAAUAAACUUCUUGUACCCUUGCAGAAAGCUGAGCAAUAAAACUAUGCUGUUUGGACUUCACAGCAUUAUGUUUUAUAGUA